UCUUUCCGUGAUGAAGAAUCCAAGUCGGUGUUCCAGUAAUGUCCAGGUUACCUGACCGAUCUCUGCUGACCCGGUGCGAGAUAUUCGUCUACUUUGGGGUCUAUAUCGCUUAUAUAGUUGUAGGACUGUACAAGAUCUAUGGACUCCGGGACCAUAUAGCCAAGGAGGCAAAGUUUCAAUUUCCGGACGGUUGGAGCGUCUUUCCAUUCUCCCAGCGGCGGCGGGAUGACAGUAACGAUGAGCUGGAAAACUUUGGAGACUUCAUCUCCAGAUUUUGGCCCUUCUACUUGCUGCAUGCUGCUAUCCAAGGAAUCAUCCGCUGGAAAACUCCCCGCCUUCAGUGCCAUGCAUUUGCAGCCGUUUGUGCCUUUGCCCUGGGUAUAAACCUGGACUGGACAUCGAUAGUAAUAUUAGGUUGGUUAAUAGCCAGCUAUUAUCUUGUUUCUUUGGCCACAUCUAAAUUGUUGGUAUGGUUCUUGUCCGCCGGCUGGAUUCUAUGCAUCAAUGUGAUACAAAAGAAUGUUUGGUGGACAAAUCGCGUAGGCUACACGGAAUACGUCCUGGUGAUAGUCACAAUGUCCUGGAGUGUACUACGCGGCUGCAGUUAUUCCCUGUCCAAGAUGAAAGCUAAAAAGGAGGAUCUAGGUAGAUACAACCUCGUUCAGUAUCUGGGCUAUGCCAUGUACUUUCCCUGCCUGACCUAUGGACCCAUUAUCAGUUAUCAGAGAUUCGUAGCCAGGAGUGUAGAUGAACAGGAAGACUGGCUGGCAUUCGCUAAAGGCGUUAUCCGUAGUGCUAUUUGGUGGCUGGUGAUGCAGUGCGCCCUCCAUUACUUCUACAUACACUACAUGUCGCGCGAUGUGCGAAUGGUGGAGAUGAUGGACUCUGUGUUUUGGCAGCAUUCUGCGGGGUACUUCAUGGGGCAGUUCUUCUUCCUGUACUACGUGGUCACCUAUGGUUUGGGCAUUGCCUUUGCACUGCAGGAUGGAAUCCCGGCGCCCAGCAGACCCCGCUGUAUCGGACGUAUCCACUUUUACUCGGACAUGUGGAAGUACUUUGAUGAGGGCCUGUACGAGUUUCUCUUUCAGAACAUUUAUGCCGAGAUGUGCGGCAAGAGAUCCUCGUCUGCAGCCAAGUUUGGAGCUACUGCUUUGACCUUCGCCUUCGUCUUCGUCUGGCAUGGAUGCUACACCUACGUGCUCAUCUGGAGCAUUCUAAACUUCCUCUGCCUGGCUGCGGAGAAGCUGUUUAAAACCUUGACCUUGAUUCCACAGUACCAGCAGUGGACACAGCAUUAUCUUGGAGCCGUGGGUGCUCAGCGGCUGUACGCCAUGUUGGCCACCCAGCUUUUCAUCCCGGCCGCCUUUUCCAAUGUUUACUUUAUAGGUGGGCAGGAGAUCGGUGACUUUUUGAUGCGCGGUGCCUACCUCAGUGGAGUAGGUAACUACAUGGCUCUUUGCUUCUGCAGCUACUGUUUCUUCCAAUGCUCUGAGUUGCUCCUGACCAAGUCGGACACUCGUUCCAAGAUCAAAACUUAUUGACCUCGCUAAAUGUCUGCUUAGAUUUACGUGGAAAGUGACUUAUUAGGCGCAAAAGUGGCUUUAUAAUUGUUUAGUGAUAUUUACAAAGCAAAUAUGUACUUAAGUUUCAAUUCCAUAAAUACAUUUCAUUUAAAAUAUAAUUGGGUUUUCCGAUGUAA
This is a messenger RNA of Drosophila eugracilis, 1699 nucleotides long. It is a transcript of the gene rasp, whose product is annotated as protein-cysteine N-palmitoyltransferase Rasp. NCBI's taxonomy places the organism in Eukaryota, Metazoa, Arthropoda, Insecta, Diptera, Drosophilidae. The transcript has a single exon. Gene Ontology annotation, cellular component: endoplasmic reticulum. The record is from RefSeq and is a predicted model, not a curated record. Gene Ontology annotation, biological process: protein palmitoylation. Gene Ontology annotation, molecular function: palmitoyltransferase activity. The coding region runs from base 39 to 1541 and encodes 500 amino acids.